Molecule: messenger RNA, 3521 nt
Organism: Metopolophium dirhodum (rose-grain aphid)
Lineage: Eukaryota; Metazoa; Arthropoda; Insecta; Hemiptera; Aphididae
Exons: 9
Coding region: 152-2125 (657 amino acids)
Biological process (GO): triglyceride biosynthetic process
Cellular component (GO): plasma membrane
Molecular function (GO): long-chain-alcohol O-fatty-acyltransferase activity; diacylglycerol O-acyltransferase activity
Source: RefSeq, a predicted model, not a curated record
UGUCCAUACAGCGCUAACGCACGGCCAUAAUUAAAGUUCAGUCGCGCCGAGGCAGUAGUACGCGUUCGGUUGUCGGCUACCGCGAAAGUUCAACACUGCGCAGUUCCCGCGCGCCGCACGCACAUGCAGGGAAGUUUGAAUUACUACCCACAUGUACUAUCAAUUACGACGGGGUAGUAAACAGAAAAAAAGUCCUUUAAGAAUAUCAUUUAAAAGAUAUUCGAAGAUAUGGAGACUGAUUAGUGCAAGUUUUAUGAAAACAGUAAAUUUCGCAAUCAGCUUUCCGAUAGUUGUAUUAUUAUUCCUUAUCAUACCAAUCACUCUUGUGUUCAAAUGGAUCGUGUCUUUGGCUCAUCGAAUUGCUUGUCUAGGAGUUUUAGGAAACGUAAUGACGAACGACGAGAUUCGUUGGUUGGGUUGUUCUUGGCGUCAUUCUACUGUGUUCGCAAUUUUCAUUCUUGACAAUGAAAUGGAAUUGCAAUUUUUACAACAGCUCGUCGUUAACAAAGUAUUACCGCAAUGUCCACGAUUAACUGAAAAACCGGUGGUGUUGACAAAUUUAUUUGGGAAUUCGCAUUGUUGGAUGUCUGAUAAUAAUUCAUUCGAUAUUAACCAACAUGUGUUCAAAUCGCGUGAAACCACAAUGGAGAAACACGAGCUUCAGAGGUAUAUUGGGCAAUUAGUAUCUGGUGGUUUAUCAAUAGACAAACCACCUUGGGAAUUGCAUUUGUUGUCUCAAUGUGACGAAGCGAUGCCAGGAAAACGAGAUGCAGUGGUUGUAUUUCUCGCUCACCGGUGUCUAGCAGAUUGGAUAUCUUUGGCUAAAUUAUUGUGCACUUGUUUGUCAGAUACGAAACCAUACUACCAUACUUCAGAAAAUCCAACAAAAAUGCGAUAUUGGACAAGCGUAGCGAGAACUGUGAUGACUGGACCUGCAGAAAUUUUAUGGAAAAUGAUUACCCCAAUCAAUGAUGACAAUAUAGUGACUGCGGAUCCCCUAUCUUUAAACUAUAACAUAAGUUGGUCUUGUUUUCAAGGUGCUCUAUCCAAAGUUAACCGAAUUAAUCAAGUGACUAAAACUCCUAACAGUUAUGUAGUUUUGUCUGCAAUUGCUGGAUCGUUGCAUGUUAUGAUGAAAGUUAUUGGACUGCAGCAAAUGGACAACAUGAAUAUUGUUUACCCUGUGCAAACUGGGAACACCGACCACUCGGCACCAGUUCUCAUUCGUUUACCAAUAGGCAUUGAAGGCGCCAUCCCAAGAUUAUGGUUUACCAAGAAAGCAAUGCAAAAUAUGUAUCGUUCGGAUCAAGCUUUAUUGCCAGCAAUAGUUUCUUUAUUAAUGCCACUCCACUCUUCGGGAACCAGAACACUGUUAUCUGGGCUCACUGACAAUUUGGCUUGUCUACAGUUUAGUUGGGUAUCUGGCCCAAGGUCAAGAAUUAUAAUCAAAGGGUCUCCAUUAAAAACAGUUUACUCUGUACUGCCGUCUCAACAAACUAUUGGUGUUUCAGUCUCGGUGUUUACAUACACCGAUGAUAUAUUUAUAAGUGUAAGUGCAGAUAGUGCGAUUGGUGAAGGGUUUGGUGAAACUUUAUUGCUCAACAUAAAACGUCAAAUCGACCAGAUGUACGAGCUGUUAAGAUACAGAAGAAUACCAAAGGAUUUAAAGAACAGUUUUUUAAUAUCGAAUAAUUUUAAAGAUUUAUCGUCUAUAGAUAUUGAAGGGCUUAUAGGGAAAAUGAAAGAUAUUCAGUUACAACUACAAAUGGCUAAAGAACUUGGUGUUUAUAACGACGACGGAAUAAGACACGUAAAUCAGCUUAGAGGCGAGUACUCGGUUUUACUUCGAGAACUACGCAAAAGGAAACACAAAAAUAAAAGAAAUAUUGUACAGAAAAUGUUGGGAUGUUCAAAUCCUUUUAAUUCCAAGUUAAGUUGUGAAAAAGAACAAACCAAGACGGUCCAAGCUACAAGAAAAUUACAAGAAGCAACUAAUAUAUUUGUCGCACAAACUGCUCAAGAUUACCGUCCUAAAAUGCAUAUUUGUAGGAGUACUGUUUAUGCUAAAGACAAUUAUUUAGGAUUACCUAAAUUACCUAGGGAACAACUGCUCACUCAGAUCUAAAUGAUGUUUCAGUUUUUAAAUUAUUCGAUGUAUAUGAUUGUACAUUUGUACAUCUUUUAAUCUGUGCUUCCUUAGCUCAGAUAUUUUUUCUCAAAUUGAAAUGCUAACUCUUUAAAAGACUUGACUACUUAAUUUAUUUUUGACGUUUUUAUUGUUGUGCAGUACAACAUAUUUUCGGUAUUUCUACGAAUGAUUCAAAUUAUUUAAUAGUGUAUCACACUGUAUCGUCCACUAAUAGAGAUGUGUAGUUUGUCACAGAUUCCAAUAAAAUUAUAUAAUUUUUUUUUAUUAUUAAUUUUGUAAGUGUGCGCAUUCAAUUUAGAUUCCUCUUCAGUAGGUCUAAAAUUUCAAUGGUCGCAUUAACUAUAUGCUAUAUAGUACAUGAAAUACAAUUAGGUAUGUAUUUUAUGUUUUUAAAUUUUUAAAUUGUAUGACUUCCACUAUACUAAGUAGGGUAAUAAGACCAAUCAAACGCAAAUGCUCAGAUCUUGAAUUAUUGUUAUUUAACACCAAUAGUUAAAUUUUAUUUAAAAACUUUUAUCUAAUUUUAUUUUCAAAUAUAAUCUAGAGUAAAUGAUCCACUGUAUAAGGGUACUUUAAUAAUAUAUACUUAUGUUUUGCUUUAGGGAAUUUUUCUAUUUGAAUUAGGUCUCUCAUAUACCUAUUAGGUAUUAUAAUAUGAUAUAUUGAUAAAAGAAAUUUAAUAUUUUAAAAUUUAAAAUUUAGGAAUAUAUUAUUUUGGUAUCUAAUGUUUCCUAUUACAUUAACUUAAUUAACUGCUCAUUAUUGGGGAGUCUUCGAGAUAAUCACUCACUAGGUGCGUAUUAGGUAUAUAUCUGUAUUAUAGGUAAGUACUUAUGUAAAAUUAAAUCUUGUUAUUAAUUAGUUAACAUUAUUAUUUAUUUUAUAAGUUUGCACGCACAAUGCACACGUAGUGCAUAGUUUAUAAACAACAUUUUAAGUGUAAAAAUCAACUAGUCAAAGUCGAAAAAUUGGGGAUCAAUAUCUAUAAAAUAUUAAAUGUAGUAUAAAUAAUAAAUGUACCUAUAUAGUAUUAAUGUACUUCUGUAAUGACAUGUUAUGUAAUUUUAGUAAUUUAUAAGUGCUUAUUAUUUACUGCGUUAAGAAAAAUAUAGGAAAAUAUGUGAUAUUAUGUUAAAUAUAAUAUAAUAUAUAAAUUAUAAGCCAUAAGGUCCCUCCAUGGACAAACAAUGCAAUAGAUAUAAUAAUGUUGUUUUUUUUAUAAUUAUAAUUACAAUUUACAACUGUUGAAUAUUUAAAUAAUUUUAAAUUACCUUUACAUCUUUGUUAAAAAUUUAUUGACUAUAUUAUACUAUUUAACAAAAUGAAUACAUGUAUAUUUUCUGUUAUAUAAAAUAUUAUAUUAUCUACCUAA